Molecule: messenger RNA, 1869 nt
Organism: Penicillium brevicompactum
Lineage: Eukaryota; Fungi; Ascomycota; Eurotiomycetes; Eurotiales; Aspergillaceae
Gene: hem14
Product: oxygen-dependent protoporphyrinogen oxidase
Exons: 3
Coding region: 1-1869 (622 amino acids)
Biological process (GO): heme biosynthetic process
Cellular component (GO): mitochondrial inner membrane
Molecular function (GO): protoporphyrinogen oxidase activity, oxygen as acceptor
Source: RefSeq, a predicted model, not a curated record
AUGCGACUCCAAUGUGCGAGCGCAAUCAGGCAGAGGCCAUUGGUCUCCCGUCUAAAUCGCAUUGGCCAAUCUCGCAAUUACAGGGUCGCCAUCUUAGGCGGUGGCAUCACAGGCCUCACAUCCGCCUGGCAGCUGUCGCGGGACCCCAGAUGCGAGAGUGUCACGAUUUUUGAGAAGUCCAACAGACUAGGUGGCUGGAUUGACUCCGAGAGAGUGCCCGUCAAUGGUGGUGAGGUGCUGUUCGAGUACGGUCCGCGCACAUUGAGGAGUGCGGUACCAACGUCGCUUCCGCUGCUCUACUUGGCUACAAACCUAGGCCUGAAAGAAGAGCUUAUUUUUACCUCGAAAAAGAGCCCGGCGGCGCUCAAUCGAUUCAUCUACUAUCCAGACCGUCUGGUCAAAAUGCCAGGCCCUUCCCAGCACCAAGAGAGUUUCAUUGAGAAAAUCACACGGAUGAUAGAAGAACUACAAGACCCUGUAUUUGAGGGACUGGUGUCGGGAAUAUUCAAGGAUAUCUUCGGUCCACCCCGGCACCCGUCCGAAUGGGCGAAAGAUGAAUCCGUGACGGAAUUUGUGGAGCGUCGUUGGGGCUCGAGUGUUGCCGAAAACUUGGUUUCAGCAGUAUACCAUGGAAUCUAUGCCGGUGACAUCGAUCAAUUGAGUGCCCAGAUGCUAAUGGGUGAGCUCCGCAACAACGAAGGCGGCGUUGCUGGCGUUGGUGGUUUCGUUUCUGGCGGAGUGCUUGGAUCAAUGGUAUCACGGGCGAUGUCGAAACUGAAGACAAGGAAAAUGGAUGAUUUCAUGGCCUUGCAAGCCCUUGCCACAACGCCGGAGCUGAUCGAGCACCAAGCUCGUAUCACAAGGUUCCUUAAGGAGUCGAGUACAUUCAGCUUUAAAAGAGGCGUUGGGCAGCUUGUUGAAGCACUUGUUGCUUCUUUGGAAGCGUCUCCCAAGGUAAAAAUAUACAAGAAUGCUGAACCGACUACGCUGGGUAGAACCCUUCACUCCUCUUCCAUUUCGAUUGAAUGUACCUCACUAAACGAUUCCAAAAGCUCAAUUUGGGCUAAUUAUGAUCAUGUCAUUUCCACAAUACCCCCAGUUUCACUCGCCAAAAUUAUGCGUCCAAUCACAACAGAUAAGACACGCACCCCAGUGAAUGAGGCUCCCAAGAUCCAGAAUCCUGGCCACACUCCCUACCUUCUCGGCAAACACAACUACGCCGUGACCGCCAUGGUCGUGAACCUCUACUAUUCCAACCCAAACCUUCUCCCCGUACAAGGGUUUGGAUACUUAAUCCCACGCUCGAUCCCAUGGACACAGAACCCAGAAUGCGGAUUGGGCGUCAUAUUCGCCUCGCAAUCCAGCACAGGCAGGACUGCAGAUAACGCAGAAGUCAGCCAAGACACCGUCCCCGGCACGAAGCUCACCGUCAUGAUGGGCGGCCACUAUUGGGACGGCAGACAAGAGUAUCCGGAUCAUGAUACCGCCGUGCGUAUGGCACGCACCAUGCUCCAAAGGCACCUGAACAUAACCGCCACGCCGGCUGUUGCUAAGAGUCGUUUGCAAAAGAAUGCCAUUCCACAGUACACUGUUGGUCAUCUUGAUCGCAUGUAUGAUUUGUCGAAGGUUGUGCGCCAUGAGUUUGACAACCGUCUUGUUUUGGCUGGAAAUUGGUACAAUGGAGUCGGUGUGGGUGAUUGUGUUAACCAGGGCAUCAUGGCUUCUACAUUCGGCAUUGGAUACAGACUUAACGCCAAGGGCGCUAAACCUUCACGCUGGCGACCAUGGGAAUCUUAUGAUUACAAGGGCUGGGAUCUACGGGGUGGUGUUGUUACGGCACCGGCGAGACUGAUUGACUCGAAAAUUUAA